Gryllus bimaculatus (two-spotted cricket) is the source of this 1762-nucleotide messenger RNA. The record is from the annotation of a GenBank genome assembly. Lineage: Eukaryota; Metazoa; Arthropoda; Insecta; Orthoptera; Gryllidae.
AGGAAUGUUCGCAAGCGGGCAAAAGUGGUGUGGACAUGUUUCGUUUGCAAACUGGGAAAAUCAUCUUCAGAGGCGCUAUCGGUUCUACCGUGGCCUGGAGAAUCUGUUACUGAAAAUUUCUAUGGGCAAGUUUUUCAGAGUUUGCAGGUCGGGUGAGGGAGUGACAGGUCGAGUGGCAAGGUAAAGUGGUGCCAGCAUCACGGUAACGCGCCCAGCCACAUAUCGCUUGUUGUCCAGAAAUUCCUCGCCGAGAAGCUUUCCUGUCUUCUCUCAACCACCGUACUCUUUGGAUCUCGCUCCCAGAGACUAUUGGCUGUUUCAUAACCUGAAAACGAGCCUAAAAGUGAACAAUUUUGUAACCGUGGAGGACAUGAAAUUGAGUGCGACGACUCAGCUCCGACAAGUGCUGAAAGAACUCUUCUACCGCUCCUAGCAACAACGGCAAGAAUGGUGGAGCAAGUGUAUGGGUACGCAAGGAUCCUACUUCGAAGGUAUGUACCCAUAUAUAGUUGCUCGUCAAUGAAAAGGUACCUCUCAUUUUGUGGAGUAAAUGGCAACCAUUCAAUUGGUAAUUCUGGAGUCCGAUGUGGAGUUGGAUUUCUGUAGGGAUGGAAAUGUUUGUUUCAAUCUUCACUUAUAGAUUUCAGGAAAGGGACUCCUGAGGACGCAUCAGAAUCUGUGAGAACCAGAAGUUUAUACACAGCUUACUCCUACCACGAAGAGACUGUGGAAAGUUGUCAAGAGAACUGGCGAGAUCCAGAAUCGUCCGAGUCGGGUCCGGCGAUAGUGACCCCGUACGGCACCAUCUCCCUGCGCCUCCACGAGCGCGUCCGCGUGGACAUGACCAUAGACCGCGCCGUGCGGAUCAUCAACCACAAGAACAACAUCGUCAUUUGCCUGAGCGGUUGCGGCUCGGCAGCCGCUCUCCUGCACCCCAACGGUCGCGUGUACCAAUAUGCGAAGAUGUGGUACAAAGGAGUGAGCUUUACUUCUGAACAAUGUGCAUUGGUGUACUUAGUGGAUGCUGCUGGUACACGUACAACCACAGAUAAUUUCUGUGAUAUGGGGCAAGACUUUUCAUUACCUGUGUUCUACAAUGACUCUCGUCAUGGACCUUCAUAUUUUCAAGAAGCUGUGUCAAUUCUCCAGAGCUCUCAGUACUGGGUAACUGAAGAAGGCAUUGAAAACUGGAUUGUUAAUAACGUUAGGGUAUCACAAACCCAAGAUGGCCUUGUAAGAGUUGCUCGUAACAGCAACAAAUAUCAGCUGCGUACAUCCCCUUCCAAUGGUACUGCAUCCCUCACUACCCCUUUCCUGCACUGCACUGCCUCCAUGGGGCAAACUUCUCACCUCUUUGUUCGACGUGGUGAAAGACGCAUGCAUUAUGAUGGAGCCAGCUUCAUCGUUCGGAAUGCUGGUCAUUCUGCAGGUUUUGAUGAGAAGAACCAACUGAAGGUGUACUAAGGAGUUUGUCUUCAGUGAAGAUUUUUACAUUUCCCCGAGCAGCGUUAUUACACUCUCAGCUUACUGCAUGUAUUGUUAUUUGUUUCAUCUCUACCCUUUGUUUUGUAAAACUAUUGCAAUAUGCAUUACUUCUACGUGUACCCGACAAGGAGUGAACAGUGAUUUAUCCACUAAGACAGUGCACAGUAUUCAGUUCCAACAAAUUUAUUUUGUGUAAUAAUGAUCAUUUCAAUUUUUGCUACCAACAACUGUAACAUGUAAUGUCAUUUCAACAAUAAAAGUAUAUAGUUGACUGUCA